AUGACAGUUCAAACAAAUAGAAUGGGCCGUGACGAUAGCCGAAUAUACGUUGGAAAUCUCCCUCCAGACGCUCGUGAGAAGGACAUCGAAGAUAUCUUCUCGAAAUAUGGGAAAAUCAGAUUUAUUGACAUCAAAGGAGGUCGUGGUCCACUGUUCGCUUUUAUCGACUUUGAUGACCCUCGUGAUGCCGACGACGCUGUACGAGGUCGCGACGGAUACGACUUCGAUGGUUGUCGUCUACGUGUUGAGUUCACCCGGGGAGUAGGGCCACGUGGUCCGGGAGGUCGUCCACUGAACGGUGGAGGCGGUGGAGACUAUGGUGGUUCACGUCGUAGUGGACCACCAUCGCGUCGUUCAAAUUUCCGUGUUAUCGUAGAAGGUCUUCCCGCAACUGGUUCAUGGCAGGAUUUAAAGGAUCAUAUGCGGGAAGCAGGUGAUGUGUGCUAUGCUGAUGUGGCUCGUGAUGGGACGGGCGUAGUAGAGUUUAUACGUCUCGAUGAUAUGAAAUACGCAGUGAGGAAACUCGAUGAUACAAAGUUCCGUUCUCACGAGGGUGAGACGGCAUAUAUUCGUGUACGCGAAGACUCUAGCAGUGGCAGUCGCGGUGGUAUUCGUAGUCGCUCCAGAAGUCGAUCACGUAGUCCGCGUCGCUCAUCGCCCAAAUACAGCCCUCGCAGAUCGCGUUCACGCAGCCGAUCUGAUUCACGAUCGCCGUCCCGUUCUCGCAGUCGCUCUCGCGACUAA
Molecule: messenger RNA, 744 nt
Organism: Necator americanus (New World hookworm)
Lineage: Eukaryota; Metazoa; Nematoda; Chromadorea; Rhabditida; Ancylostomatidae
Exons: 5
Coding region: 1-744 (247 amino acids)
Cellular component (GO): nucleus; cytoplasm
Molecular function (GO): mRNA binding
Source: RefSeq, a predicted model, not a curated record